GAAAUCACAGGCCAGCUUUCCAAAGUCAACCUGGACACCCCCCACCCGGGCUUCAACAUGAGCCUCCUGAAGUUCAAGUCCCCGGCACCCAAGGCCACCUACAGCAACGACCUCAUGCUGCUGUGCCUCUCCAGCCCGAUGCGGAUCACAGCGGCCGUGCAGACCAUUGCCCUGCCCUCCGAGGACCCUGAAGUGGGGAGCACCUCUCCCUCGGGCUGGGGUGGCACCGAUCCAGAAGCCAGUGAGCGUGAGACCAAGGGUGCUGAGUGGAGGCUGAACUCCUGGAUGAGGAACAAGCCGGGUCCGCACAGCCCUGCCUCUCCCUGGCUUGUAGAAAAGUACCCCGAUGAACUGCGCUGUGUGGACCUCAGGGUCUUUGCCAAUGACGUGUGCGCCAUGGCCUACCCCCAGAAGAUCACCGCUACCAUGCUGUGUGCUGGGCAGCUGGAUGGCACCAGGGACACCUGUGCGACGUCGCCCUCACCCCCACCUCAGGGUCUCAACUCUCUCCAGGCACCCCCAAAGUCUCACCCCUCCACACCCUAA
Echinops telfairi (small Madagascar hedgehog) is the source of this 546-nucleotide messenger RNA. RefSeq names its product kallikrein 1-related peptidase-like b4. Gene Ontology annotation, biological process: proteolysis. Gene Ontology annotation, molecular function: serine-type endopeptidase activity. NCBI's taxonomy places the organism in Eukaryota, Metazoa, Chordata, Mammalia, Afrosoricida, Tenrecidae. The record is from RefSeq and is a predicted model, not a curated record.